Molecule: messenger RNA, 1539 nt
Organism: Pyrenophora tritici-repentis Pt-1C-BFP
Lineage: Eukaryota; Fungi; Ascomycota; Dothideomycetes; Pleosporales; Pleosporaceae
Product: Glycos-transf-2 multi-domain protein
Biological process (GO): hyaluronan biosynthetic process; extracellular matrix assembly
Cellular component (GO): plasma membrane
Molecular function (GO): hyaluronan synthase activity
Source: RefSeq, a predicted model, not a curated record
AUGCCUAGUCGAACCAUUUGCGGACUCUUGAGCAUUCUUGGCGCGUUGGCCACGUGCGGUUCCGUGUAUGCAUGGAACGGCCUUCGCAAUCCGUGGGCUAGUUUUGCGACCCCAAUACAGAUUCUUUUCGCUCUCGUCUUUCUUCUAACCACAGUCGACCAUAUUUGGACCAUCCUAUGGUGGAUUGCGUACACACCCGUUCCACCCACAGACAGGCAGCUAUUGCCCAACAUUACUGUUGUAAUCCCAGUAUACAACGAAUCACACUUUGUUCGCUACGCUCUACAUUCCAUCUUACAGUCGUCUUAUCCAAAACAUCGACUUGAAGUCGUUGUUGUGGACGAUGGCUCUUCAGACGACUCGUGGGACCACAUUUCCGACACUGCGACAGUGUACGUCGACGCUGGAAUCCGUUAUCGUACCGUCAAACACGACACUAACAUGGGAAAGCGAUCUGCAAUCAUAUCCGGCUUUUCAAUUGCGAACGGCGAUUUCAUCGUCUCUCUGGAUUCAGACAGUGUACUAGAGCGCAGCUCUCUGUCGAACUUGGUGGCCCCCAUGGUGCUUGAUGCACGCAUCGGAGGUGUGGCAGGCCAUCUCAGUGCUCUCAACGUGGAUGGUAAACUCAUCCCGCGUCUCCUCGACAUACUCUUCGAGUCGAGCGGCAACACUCCUCGAGCAGCACAGUCGCGCGCAUGCGGUGCUGUCACCAUUCUCCCCGGCGCACUCUCAGCAUAUCGAACUGUCGCGAUCCGACCUUUGUUCGCCGGCCUCCGCGAAACUACUUUCCUGGGUUCAUCAAUCAAUCACGGCGAGGACGUCGAACUGACACUAGGGCUGCUGCGUAGCGGUUGGACAACGGUUUAUCAAAGCAAUGCUGUUGUGCAUACCAUCGCCCCAGAGAGCGCUCGUCGGGCUUUUCUCAUGUACACGCGCUGGGAACGAAGCUCCUACGUUUAUCUGUGCUUGGGCUUCUUCCAAGUUGCUGUGAGAGCCAUUGUCAAACAGCUAACAUCGCAUUUUCGGAACAACAUCAAGGGUGACGAAAUAACAAAAGAGCUGGGUGUCGAUGAGAAAGAGGAGGUAGUGUAUACUCCGAUGAGUCUCCUCAACGUUGCCAAGUCGGUUCUGGGCAGCUUGUUUUUGCUUGUCAACAUGACUUCCACAGCCGUCGGCAACUUACUCUUCCCCUUCCUUGUCUACUCCCAAGCCUCAACGAUCAGCUUGCGGCCUCAAGUUAUGCUUCUCGGGUGUAUAAGUACACUGCUGCUAGCAGGGUUCCGUACUCUUCUCUUCUAUGCGGAUUGUGGUGACAAGAGAGACGAUACGCGAGACGAUGAUUCAACUCGAGAAGAGUUUGUCAAGAUAGACUAUUGGGGGAAAGAAAUGGAUGAGCUGAAGAUCUAUGGCCGCAAGGAACGGUUGCUUUGGCGGUUGCAGUAUGGGGGGCUUGCUAUGUUUUUCCAUUCAAGCUUCAUUACAUGGACGUCGUUAGCAGCAUUAUUGACUUUGAAGAGCCAGCAAUGGCUUACAAGAUAG